Messenger RNA from Pleurotus ostreatus (oyster mushroom), 1596 nucleotides. RefSeq lists its product as uncharacterized. Gene Ontology annotation, biological process: cell surface receptor signaling pathway. The record is from RefSeq and is a predicted model, not a curated record. Lineage: Eukaryota; Fungi; Basidiomycota; Agaricomycetes; Agaricales; Pleurotaceae. The transcript is spliced from 5 exons. Gene Ontology annotation, molecular function: protein binding. Bases 1 to 1596 code for a protein of 531 amino acids.
AUGGAUCCACUGUCAAUAACCGCAGCAGUCGUCUCAUUCGUAGACAUUGCGAAGCGCAUCAAAGACUCUGUGGAUAAGGUCGGACAAACUCGCCGGAACCUCCAGCAGCUUGUUGAGAAUAUCGUAGAUGAGCUCACGGCGCUGCAAAAGCUAUGUCAGGGCGGGGGGCUCAACCGCUUCGAUCCGGAUUCAACACGUUCCUUGGAGAAGCUCCACUCCGAUUUGAUCAAUGUCCUGGAGCGCUGCCAAAAACUGACAGAACAGCGCAGAACUAAAACGCGCCUUUCCUCUGCGAGGUACUAUGUUAUCGCCUGGCUCAAGGACGCAGAGAUCGAAGGUCAUAUACUUCGCCUCCGGGAUCGCGUCUCCUCGGUCCACCGGCGCUUCACCAUGAUUGCCUCUCUGCGAGCUGAGCGGGCGGAUCACGAACUCCUCGUCGCGACGUCCGACAUACGUGGAGCGAUGCACAGGAUGGAGACCCUGCUCUCCCCGUUCUUCAUCGCCUCACACGAAUCGGGCACAUACCCCGCCUCAUCUCUCGACCGCACCGCUCAGCUUGACGGCUUCGACUACCAGUUCCUGCACCGCCAGGUGCGGAGGGCGGCGGACCUGCUCGGCCGUAUAUCUGCGACGCAAGCGUUCACGGUGGAGGAAACGCGCGGCCCCAUUUGUGUGGUGUACCGCACAGAGCGGAGGUGGCCGUCACGCCCGAGCCUCAUGCGCAUGGCCACAAUCGAGACGCUGCAACUGCUCGAACUCGACCCGUCGGACCUCGCGCUUUGGGAGGGCGCCGUCCAUCUAUUGUACCUCGGCAAAUACCUGUUCGACCUAAGGCUGGAGGACGACGCGGCGGCGAUCUGCGUUGGGGUCGUCAAUUUAUACCAGGCCCUCAUGCGGAGGAAUCCGAGGACGUACCUGCCGUGUGUUGCCUGGGGCCUUGAGCUGCUGUCCUGCAUCCACUUCGGGACCACGGAAGGACUGGAUGCGGCCAAGCGCGCGGUCGAUAUAUGCAGGGAAACGGCGGCUGUGCUGCAGGAGGACUACCGUGUGGAUCUCGCGCAUAGCCUGCGCCUAUACUCGAACCACCUCGCUGCGAACGGCUGCUUCGACGAGGCCCUCGUAUACGCGGUGGAGGCCCUCGCGAUGCAGCGCCAGGCCCCGCUUCCGCAGCACGACCCGGACUGCCCGUCGGUCUGCUGGGAGGCUUCUGGAGAGGAGCACGUCGCCCUUUCGUCCGCGCGCACGAUCUGCAGACCGUACGACUCGGCCAUCGACGAGAUGCUCUGCCUGGGAAUCUACGCGCAGAUCCUCCGAUCCGUGGGCCGGUGGUCGGAGGCCUUGAUCAUCGCCACGGAAGCCGUGCGCUGCGCAGAUGCGUUUGCGGAGCAGCGGUCUUUCGGGUUCACUAGGAAUUUGGAGAGCUGGGUCGUGGGGGUGCACGAAGAGCACCGGAUCGUCAUGGCGAGGAUUUGUGCGCCGCGUCCUCCGCUCUCGGCCUCGAUCGACGACGUCGACGAGCUAGAUGAACUCGAUAGCGACGAUUCUUCCCGGCAGGGUGGCUCCGACGCGCAGUCUGCCGCGCUCGUGCGUACGUAG